Anarrhichthys ocellatus (wolf-eel) is the source of this 1224-nucleotide messenger RNA. Its product is annotated as regulator of G-protein signaling 9-binding protein. Bases 1 to 723 code for a protein of 240 amino acids. NCBI's taxonomy places the organism in Eukaryota, Metazoa, Chordata, Actinopteri, Perciformes, Anarhichadidae. The record is from RefSeq and is a predicted model, not a curated record. The transcript has 4 exons.
AUGAGCCGGUGGCGUCGUUCGGUAGACGAGUUGGCGGUGCGGCGGCGGCAGCAGGGCGAGUGUGAACGCGCUCUCGAGGCCCUCGGUCGGGUCACCUCGUGUUUCCAGCAGCUGGCGGCGUCACUCGGCAGCUCGGCGGACGGCAGCUUCCUGCGAGACGAGAUGGACGACACAAGAGCACUCGCACACCGUAUCUGCACCGGUCUGUCCCGCCGUCUCAUGCAUCUGCAGUCAGACUGUGACUGGGCCCCCUCAGGUGUGGAGGACAGACAGGCCUCAGAGCGUCUGUGGGUUCUCUUCCUGUCGGCUGUAGAGAAUUUCCUGUUCGACCUCUGUAAGGCCUGCGAUCUGAUUGGACAGUUUCCUCUGACCCAGCGCAACAGCAGGCGCUCGUUAGUCAAUACAGGAUGUAUUGAUGGCGUGGUGGGCCUGGCAGCUCGAGUGGCUUUAAUCCAGGUGCCAUGGCUCACCUUGGAGGAGCAGCCGAACCCUGAUCUGACCUCUCACAUCGCAGCACUGGAGGCAAUGCUGAGUGAGAUGCAGAUGAGGGUUCCUGUUGCAUUCUGGUCGGUAGAGGCGACCCAGCCAGCAUGGGCCGAAGCUUGCGGUGACCUGGAACAACCGGAUGAUACCCUGGAGGACCUGAUGGAGGUUGAAGUCGUCUCUAACAACAAGAUGAUCUGCUGCCAGCCACCAUGCUGUGGACUGGGCUGUGUCGGGUAGAGGAAGCGAGGCCCCAACUGACAUCACCUGGAUUAAUCAUACCUGACAACAUGACAGGAUCCUCAUAUCUGUGUAUGAAUCAUUCACGUUAUACAAAUAAACGUCAUUGUUCAUUAUUUUACUACUAACACUGUUGGAGUACAAAUGUUUCUAGAGAUUUUUAGAAUCCAUAAGAAGAGAAGUCAAAAUAUUUUUUGAGUUAAAUGUAACAAAUAUGAGAAUAAACUCCUGGUCCCCGCAUGGGACAAACUGGACAUGGAUAUGAUCAGAACAUCUUUAUGGACUGACCUCAUCCUCUUCUUUAAGGAGGGAUGGCCCUGAACUGCCUCACUCAGGUCCGACAGCAGAGUCGGGAGAACCGGCACAAAGCAGCUCAGGGGGAGGAAGAUAAAGUGGAGAUGUUGAACAAUGAAACUAGUUAUUGAUAUAUAUCUGUGUGUUGCUAUGUGUAUAUCAUAUGUUUUUGUGUACUGGCUGUGAACAAAGGUCCCUCUGGGACAA